AUGACGAAAUUACCGGAAAAACCGGAACCGAAAAAAUAUGCAAAAAGCAGCGACGAUCCAUUUGGAACAAAUGAUGCGUUUUCCGGAAAAUUAGAAACUUCCGAAAAAAAUAGCGCAGACUGGUUAGAUGUAAAAUCGCAUUCUUUGAUAAUUGAUGGGAGACAAGCCAAUACACGGGUCAUUUCUUUGGAACCUGGAACGAAUGAAGUACAUGAAUUUGAUGUUGAUGUACUCUAUAGUUGGGAUCAAUCUUCUGGUACAUUAUCCUAUGAAGCUUGUUCUCCUGUUCAAACUGAUUCUCUUGAAACAUUUAAGACUGCUAAAAUGUUACCAAAUUAUAAAGAUAUCAUUUGUCAUGCGAAAUUAAAUCAACGUCUUUUACGCGAUUCAAUGCCAUCACAAAAAAUAUUAUCAGCUAAAUCACUGGCAAUGUUUAAUGAUGCAAUGCGACAAGACCGCCUACAAGGACAUUUAUUCAAAAAAAUUGUUGUACCAUGUCAAAAAGACAAAAAUACGGAACGUUAUGAACUGAUUUCAAAGAUUUGCGAUGAUGCUAUCAGUGAAUAUAUGGCAUCAAGUAAUCAUGGAAAUAAAUUAUUGGAAAUAAAUGUUGAAUGUGGUGGUGCUAUGCCACCUCGAAUUAGCAUUAAUGGUAUUCGUGCAGAACGAACAAUAAAAUAUGACAGUGGUAAUGAAAGCUAUUGUGAUAUUAGUCAAGCAACAGAGCAGGUACAUAAAGUGAAACAUUCAUUUCAACAUCUUUCAACAUGUUCUCCAGCACUUCCGUAUCCAUCAGCUAAUACGUUCAGUAGAUGUUCAAUUGAAGAUUAUGUGAAAAUGUUGAAGGAACGUCGUAAGAUACAGGGGAGCAAUAACCCUUAA
Messenger RNA from Loa loa (African eye worm), 882 nucleotides. RefSeq lists its product as hypothetical. The record is from RefSeq and is a predicted model, not a curated record. NCBI's taxonomy places the organism in Eukaryota, Metazoa, Nematoda, Chromadorea, Rhabditida, Onchocercidae. The transcript has 5 exons. Bases 1 to 882 code for a protein of 293 amino acids.